Molecule: messenger RNA, 1572 nt
Organism: Oldenlandia corymbosa var. corymbosa
Lineage: Eukaryota; Viridiplantae; Streptophyta; Magnoliopsida; Gentianales; Rubiaceae
Source: the annotation of a GenBank genome assembly
AUGUUGCGGUUGAAGAGCUAUGAUCGAGUUGCUGAGAGGUUGAAGCACGUAGCUUUAGAGCUGAAGAACCUUGUUGUUGCUGAGACGUGGGAUUCGCUUCAAGGCCAAGAUGUUGGUGAUUUUACAGUCUAUUCUGGAGUUCUUGGGACUGCCCUUUUGCUACAUAAGUCAUAUCAAGUCACCAAGAGCAGGGAUGCCUCCGUCUCUGUUCUGAGAUUGUUAAGGCUUGUGACUGUGCUUCUCUUGGUUCCAGAGGAUUUUGUGGGAAAGGUGCUGCCUUUUUAUUGUAUUUCUCAUUUUGCUACUCUUGUGUUGGUUGAUGGUUUCUGUUUUGCCGUCUCGUUCAUUUGUGGGAGAGCUGGUGUUUGUGCCCUUGGUGCUGUCGUAGCGAGCUUACUGAAUGACAUUGAGCUGAUGGAUUCCUAUCUAGACAAAUUCGUACAGAUUGAACCUCCAGAGGAUCUCUGUGAUGGACUAUUGCAUGGUAGAGCUGGUUACUUGUGGGCAUGUGUCUUCAUGGAUGCCCAUUUUUGCAGAGAAACUAUUUCACGCAAAAUAUUGGUAAGCGUAGAAUAUUUUCUGUCAUGCUUGGUGAGUUUAUUUACUAAAGCAACAAAUGGGCAGGCGCCUGUUGUUGACAAAAUCUUCAGCAAUGGCCGGAAACUGGGGAGGAAGGGACGUAGUCCAUUAAUCUUUAAGUGGAAAAACAAGACGUAUUGGGGUGCUGCUCAUGGAUCGGCUGGAAUCAUGUACGUCUUGAUGCACUUCAAUCUGCAGAAAGAUCAGCGUAAAGAGGUUAAGGAAACACUUCUUUACUUGAUAGAAAAUCAAUUUCCCAGUGGAAACUACCCGUCAUGUGAAGAUGACAGUGAUGCGCUUGUGCAUUGGUGUCAUGGAGCACCUGGAAUUGCAGUUACGCUGGCCAAGGCUGCUGAGACUUUUGGGGACAAAGUGUUUGAGAAAGCUGCUAUGGAUGCUAUGAAGGUUGUGUGGCAACGUGGACUUGUCAAGAAUGUUGGAAUGUGUCAUGGCAUCAGUGGAAACACAUAUGUCUUCUGUGCUCUCCAACGGCUCACUGGAUGUCCCAGGAUUCGCUUUAUGGCAAAGUCGUUUACAUGCUUUUUGCUUGACAGAGGUCAGAAGCUAGUGUCUGAAGGGAAGGUGCGCGGGGGAGAUCAUCCUUACUCACUGUUUGAAGGACUAGGGGGAUUGGCUUAUCUUUUCCUCGACAUGAUGGAACCAUCUAAUGCUAGGUUUCCAGCUUUUGAAGCCAUAUAAAACCUUUUGCUGAAUGGUUCAUGGAGAAUCUUAACUCUAGUUCAUAUGGAUAUUUUGGUAGUCAAACUUUCGAGUUUUUGAACACAGUAGAAUCUUGACUCUUCUUCAUCUUAGCUUAGUUAAGAUGUGUUGCUGGAGCGUUACUGAAAUUUGAUCGGUUGCUGAUAUGGAGGACGUGCUUUCCUGAUACAGCUGACUCAAAAAAAGUAGCCAGCAUUAUGUGCUUUUUACACCUUUUCUGCAGUGUUCUUGGUCUGGCUAGCAACUGUGGUUUUGGCUAUUUGGUUGUUCUGA